ACCUGUGGUAGAUGGUGUUGGCUUGGUAUUCCUUAUAGACAUGGAGGCAGAGGCAGAGGCGGUGGAGGAGGAUAGAGACGUCCAAAUUAGAAUUGAAAUCGAAAAAUUAACCACUGUUGGAAAAUUAGACACAAUCUUAAACUUAAUAAAACAAGAAGUAAAAGAAUGUUUAAAAUUACUUGGAAUCCCUUUUCAAACUGGUGAUAGUUUGAUCUCUAUGCUUAAAAAAUUAGUAAAAGCUUGUGAAGAAAUUGGAAUAACCGGUCCUGUUCAAGAGAUGUUAUUAAAAUAUCUAAAAAUGUUGGAUCCUAAAACUAAAAUAAAUGAUCCUAAAUCGUUUAAUAGAAAAUUAGGAGAAAGUAUGGAUGCUUUGCUGAAAGCUUGUUAUGAAAACAGUAGAGAUAUUUUAAACAAAGAACGAUUUGAAAAUAGAUCUGAGAUUAGUUUUGUAAGAAAAUUAAUAAGAUGUCAUUACUACAUGGUUGGGAAAAGCAACCCAUUGAGUGUGAAAACGAUGGCUGAUAAUUUUUUUAAAAUAACUGAUUUAGAAAGUGAAAAAAUGUUUAACAGAAAAAUAUGGAAAAAUAUUAUUAAAAAAGAAUAUGACUUGUUUCCUACUUUUAAUCCUAAACAUAACUAUAUUAAUGUAUUAUUAAAAGAUGCAAGUAACA
Racocetra persica is the source of this 671-nucleotide messenger RNA. Lineage: Eukaryota; Fungi; Glomeromycota; Glomeromycetes; Diversisporales; Gigasporaceae. The record is from the annotation of a GenBank genome assembly.